Molecule: messenger RNA, 1043 nt
Organism: Diprion similis
Lineage: Eukaryota; Metazoa; Arthropoda; Insecta; Hymenoptera; Diprionidae
Gene: mRRF1
Product: ribosome-recycling factor, mitochondrial
Exons: 2
Coding region: 61-915 (284 amino acids)
Biological process (GO): translation
Cellular component (GO): mitochondrion
Molecular function (GO): ribosomal large subunit binding
Source: RefSeq, a predicted model, not a curated record
AGCUGAGCUCAUAGCGCGACGGAAAAUAAAUUUUUCUAAAGUUUUAAUAAAAAACUCAAAAUGAUCAACGUGAGAACCCUUUGGAGUGUUUGGAGUAGAACCUACCUGGCGAGGUAUCGCUCGCUGCCAUUGAUGAUAGAAAAGAAACACAUGCAUUUUCGUAAUUUUUUCCAAUUAUUAGGUAAACAUUCAAGUGAUGACAUGGAAUGGAAUCAUUUUGCCGUGGGGCUUAGUUACAAUUCCUUGGAAUGCACGCGUAAGCGAAGCUUUAUGAUGUCAUCUCUCAAUUCGGCCAAGUCGAAAGAUCGAGGAAAGGACAAGAAGAAACAGACCAAGGUGCAAGUAAACCUGAACGAACUGUCAGAAGUGAUCGAUACGGAGAAACUGCUCACACGAUUCCAAAACACUAUUAAUAAUCUAAAGGAAAGUUACUCUAAGAACUUGACAUUACGCUCUUCCGUUGGUUCGAUUGAACAAAUACCAAUUCUAUGGGAGGGUAAGGAAUACGAGCUACAAGAAUUAUGUCAAGUUGCGAGAAAACCAAAGAUGUUGAUAAUUGAUGUAUCUACGUUCCCCCAAGUCAUUUCCAAUGUCAUACAAGCUUUAGCUAAAAGUGGAAUGAAUCUUAAUCCCCAGCAGGACGGAACUACUCUCUUUGUACCAAUUCCAAAGGUCACCAAGGAGCACAGAGAGAACUUGGCUAAAAACGCGAAGGCGAUGUUCAUUGGUUGCCGUACAAGUAUCAGGGAUAUCCAGCUGGAUUGCAUCAAGUCGGUGAAAAAUAAACAACAUAUUUCUGAGGAUUUUCAACGAAGUAUACAGAAUCAAGUACAAGCUCUCGCGGAUAAGUUUAUCGACGAAGCAGAGGCGAUACUUAAAAUGAAACAAAAUGAAUUGUCAGGAGAUUUGGACUAGCAGCUACCAUUUUGUAUAUUGUUUAAUUAUUUUCUAACAUUAGUCACUAUUCAUAAUAAUCCAUCAUGAAAAAUUGUACAAUCUGAUUGAUUUGUUAUCGUUUCUAUAAAUACUCUGAUUGUGAGUAA